Jaculus jaculus (lesser Egyptian jerboa) is the source of this 1056-nucleotide messenger RNA. It is a transcript of the gene Inhbe, whose product is annotated as inhibin subunit beta E. Gene Ontology annotation, cellular component: extracellular region. NCBI's taxonomy places the organism in Eukaryota, Metazoa, Chordata, Mammalia, Rodentia, Dipodidae. The coding region runs from base 1 to 1056 and encodes 351 amino acids. Gene Ontology annotation, molecular function: cytokine activity; hormone activity; growth factor activity. Gene Ontology annotation, biological process: SMAD protein signal transduction; BMP signaling pathway. The record is from RefSeq and is a predicted model, not a curated record. The transcript is spliced from 2 exons.
AUGGGGCACCCUCAUGUCCAGCUUUGGACGGUGCUUCUGUGGGCACUGGUAUGGGCACAGGGCGUAGAAUCUACAUGCUCCUCCUGUGGAGGUCCAACAAUGGCACCUCAAGCAGAACGAGCUCUGGUCCUGGAGCUAGCCAAGCAGCAAAUCCUGGAGGGGCUACACCUGACCAGCCGUCCCAGAGUAACCCGUCCUCCACCGCAGGCAGCGCUGGCCAGAGCCCUGCGAAGACUGCAGCCCAGCCGCCUGGCUCCAGCCAGCAGGGAGGAAGUCAUCAGCUUUGCUACUGUCACAGACUCCUCUACUUCAACCGGCAGCUCCAUACUCACCUUCCACGUGUCCCCUCUUCGGUCCCGCCACCUGUACCACGCCCGCCUCUGGCUGCACGCGCUCCCCUCCCUCCCCGGCGCUCUGCACCUGAGGAUUUUUCGAUGCGGCGCAAGGAGGAGGUGCCGAGGGUCGCGAGCCCUCCUAGCUGAGCACCAAGUGACUACUCCUGGCUGGCACGCCCUCACUCUGCCCUCUAGUGGCCUGAGGGGUGAAGACUCUGCCGUCCUGAAACUCCAGCUGGACUGCAGACCCCUAGAAGACAACAGCACAGUUGUUGGACAACCAAGACGACCCCUGGACACAGUGGGGCACCAACGGCCCUUCCUGGAACUUCAGAUGGGCGCCAGUGAACCUGGACCAGGUCGAACCAAGAGGAGGACACCCACCUGUGAGCCUGAGACCCCCUUAUGUUGUAGGCGAGACCACUACGUAGACUUCCAGGAACUAGGAUGGCGGGACUGGAUCCUGCAGCCCGAGGGAUACCAGCUAAAUUACUGCAGUGGGCAGUGCCCGCCCCACCUGGCUGGCAGCCCUGGCAUUGCUGCGUCCUUCCAUUCUGCAGUCUUCAGUCUCCUCAAAGCCAACAAUCCUUGGCCAGCGGGUACCUCCUGCUGUGUCCCGACUGCCCGAAGGCCUCUCUCACUCCUCUACCUUGACCAUAAUGGCAAUGUGGUCAAGACGGAUGUGCCAGACCUGGUAGUCGAGGCCUGUGGUUGCAGCUAG